This is a messenger RNA of Emiliania huxleyi CCMP1516, 1098 nucleotides long. RefSeq lists its product as hypothetical. Lineage: Eukaryota; Haptophyta; Isochrysidales; Noelaerhabdaceae. Gene Ontology annotation, biological process: lipid storage. The record is from RefSeq and is a predicted model, not a curated record. The transcript is spliced from 5 exons. Bases 1 to 951 code for a protein of 316 amino acids. Gene Ontology annotation, cellular component: lipid droplet. Gene Ontology annotation, molecular function: lipase activity.
AUGCGACUAAGCUCGACGCUCUCGGUGGAGCGGCGUGGUGCCGGUCCGGCCGAGGUGGCUCGCGUCGGUAUUGUGGGCGCCGCGCUCACCCACAUCAUAUUCGUGCCUGGCAACCCCGGCGUCGCGAGCUACUACACCUCGACGGCAGAGAUGCUCGCCGAGCGGCUCGGCGCCACUGCCGCCGUCGUUGGCUAUCUGGGGCACGGGUCAGCGCCGCUCGAGCCGCCGAUGGCCGCAUACGGGCUCGAAGCUCAGUGCGAGCACGUGCACCGAUUUUUCGAGGGUGAGGUUGCAAAGCUCAAGGCUGGCGCUGAGGAAUGGGGUGGCGAGGCGCGGCUCCUGGUCGUCGGUCACUCGAUCGGCGCCUACAUCGCCUUUGCGGGCGCACAGCGGGCGGGGCUGCGGCGCGGCGCCAUUGGCGGCGUGCCCACCCGCUCGAUUGGCCUGAUGCCGUUUCUCGAGCGCACCGAGCUAGUCCGGACGAAGGCGGAGGCGGCGACGUCUUGGUGGGCGCCCGCCGCCGUCCUCUUCCUCUCCUGCGCCGCCGGCCUGGUGGGGCUGCUCCCUCGCUUCGCCACGGAGCGGCUCCUCAAGCUCGCAGCGAGCGACGUGCGCCGCUUCUGCCCCGAGAUGGUGUCGUUGACGGCACGCGCGCUGCCCCGCUUCGGCGCGGUGCGCAACAUCCUGACUCUCUUCCGCGACGAGGCGAGGGAGCUCGCCGAGCCGUACGACUACGCCGCGCUGAAGGAGCGCUGCGGGGGCGCGCUGGCGCUGCUGUAUGCGGAAGGCGACACGGACGAAUGGGCGCCGAGCGAGGCGGCGGCGCGCGCCGCGGCUGCGGGCGUGGCGGUGGCGGUGGAGGAAGGUGUGCCGCAUGCUUUCUCCGUCGAGGCGCCCACACGCGAGGCAGUGGUGGCGAGGGUGCUGGGGCUGAUCGAGGAGAUGAAUUGAGCGAGGUCGUUCUCUUGAUUUAAGGCUGCAUGUCCAUGUGGUAGGGGUGUGUGGUUCGGUUCUCUUGUGAGGUUGUUUAUCUUGGGGGUUGUCGACGUCAAAUUGUCAUUUAUUUUACCAUACAUUUAAGAUAUUUAUCAUUUCCUG